CUCCAGCCUCCUGCAUGCUGCGAAACAGCUCAUGGUGGGGGGAGGGAGGGAGGGGGAAGUGCUGAUGGGGGGGCUGCUCCGGCCCCGGAGCACCCACAGAGUCACCACCUAUGGCUCCAGGGGGCGCGCGCCGGCUGCCUCCGCGUUCCGAAGGCGAAUGUUGGAACGUUUGAGUCUCCAUGGCAACGCGACGCUUCCCCUGCCGGACAGCAGCGCGCUGAUCCGGGCGGAGAGGGCCGGGGCUGCGGCCGGCCUGAGAGCGGAGGCGGCGAGAAGCCACCGCAGCCCCCCAGCGCGCCCCGGCAUGCCGCUGAAGGUGGUGGUGGAGCUGCAGAUCCACGCGGUCACUUGCCCUGGUGUGGUCCUGCCAGAGAAACAUGACAUUUACCUCAGUGUCUGCAUCAUGGGCCAAUACAAGGAGACAGAAUGCCUUCCUCCAAUUUUCCCUCUCUUGUUUCAUGAGAAGAUGUGGUUUGAAAAGGUAUUUGAAAGUGCUGUAGACCCUGCUGCUGUAACAGAGAUGCUUGAAAGCAAUAUAACAACGUUUGGAUUACUUCAACUAGUAUCUUCAGUGGGGGACAAUCUCGCUUUUUAUGAAGAGAAUACUCGAGAUUUUCUCUUCCCAGAGCCCAAGCUGACUCCUGUGUAUCCUGGUGUGGAGAGAGAGUUACUAAUGAAAACGUCUCCUAGUUUCCCAGGAAUUGCACCAAAAAUUGAGUUUUCCACGAGAACAACCAUUACUGAGCUUCCACUUCAAAAUAGAAAGCAGUUUUAUCAGGGCAGAAACAGAAUGAGGACACAAAGAUCUGCAUCUGUAUCACCCAGGCGAAGGAGCAUUUCACCAGCACGAUGUAAGACAACAAAGAAAAAGGAUAAUAAGAUCUGUAAGAGCCUUACAAGAUUAUUAAGAUCCCGCUCUCCAUCUCCAAAUGCUACAAAGCACCUAUGUCAGCUCUGCAAAGAAAACCAACUGCAGCAGUCAAGGUUAAGCCUGGGGUCUGUUGGAUACAAACUGGAUGCUGAAACCAGGCCGCCAUUUGUUGUUAGACAUGUAGACAGUUCUAACCCAUUUGGUGAAAAAACUUCAUCACAGUUACCUUAUCGAAAUCCAAAACAAAAUGUGAGCUCAGCAAGGAAUUCGCUUGAAUUUCAAUUGAAACAAGCUUUAUCUUUUGAUAGCUGUGAAGCAUCAAAUGCCUCAGUUAAGGUUAUCAGGGAACCGGAUGAACAGACCACAUCUGAACAUGAUUCAUCAUCUCUUGAAACAGAUGAACUUGUAAAUUACCCUGGCAGUUCUCCUACUCAAGGAGAUUUGACGUUUCACCGCACAGCAUCAUUUGCCACCUCCCCACAUUACAGAUCACCUAGUCCUGUUCGGAGUCACUCUCCUCUGCAACAAAGGUUAUAUUCCAAUCCUCAUUUCAGUUGGGAAAAGAUCCACAAGAGAGUGCAGAAUCUCCUAACCUCAAACCAGGCAAAGCAGAGACUUUCCUUUGGAGCCACUGAUUCUGAAAUUGAUGAUGUCCUUGAAAGAAGGUCCAUCUCUUUGAGGAGUUCCCCUCAGGAUGACUCAUUGGAGCAAAGAUAUUACUAAGCAGUUGUCAUGAGAAAGACCAUCUGUCUCAAUGCUGCGCAAGAGCCACCCUGAUUUUUCAUAACUAAUUCCUACCACAUUGCAACGCAAGGGAACAUCCUCGGGACUUGGAAAUAAGAAGAACUGCAUUGGUGGGAAUAAAAACUGCAACAACAACAAAAAAUAUUUGACCUUACCUGUUGAAAACAAGCCUGGACGAGGUUUUCUGGGAACAUAUUCCUGUUAAAUAAAGGCUUUACAAUGUUAUGACAUACUAAAAACAAUCUAUUUUCCAAAAUAAAAUAACCAGCUAGUCGAAAAACAGAAUGGGGUGUAUUGCUGCUGUACACAAUCACUCUUCCCAAACAGUGGUGAAUGUAUCACUGUCAGCUUUGAAGCCCUGGCCAAGACAAAGCUUCAGGAUUUAUAAUGCUCAGGUGGCUGUUUAAUGUGGAAUUCCAGGGUCACAUUUCAGUAUUUGACAUUUAAAUUGAUGAACAGAUACAGGAUCCUUCUUCUAUGCUGUGCUGUCUCCCUCAUUUGCAGGAGGAGUAUAGUAAUGAGUCUAAACUCAUUUUUAUAUAGUUCACCAUGUAUCAGGCAGAGACGUGCAGGAAGAGGAAUGAUGUUUAUUAACAUUGUGGUGGGGGGAACAGGUUUUUUGUUAUAAGCCUGGAUUCCGAAAUGAAUCUUGGCUGUUGGAAGAUUCCCACAUGUUCCAACAUCAAGAACCAUUUUCAUUUAAUGAAAAAAUUAGGAACACAGAAAUCACGAUGCUGGAUCAAACCAGAGGUCAAUGUAAUCCAGUUGCUUGUCUCAGACAGUGGCCAGUGCCAGAUGCAUCAAAGGAAGUGGCAAGAAACUUUGUAGUGAGCAAUUAUGGGAUAACCUGCCCUGAUGGAAAGUUUCUUCCUAACCCCAUUAUGUAGAGGUUGACCCGUGCCCUGAAGCAGGAGGGUUUAUAUCCCUUCCAAAUCAUCCUUAAAAUCCUCUCUUUAUUUUUCAGAUUCUUAGUCAGGCAAAAUUCCUUUGAAGUCUUGGGCAGUCUGCACAAGUGUGGACUGGGUGAAACCAGAACCAGGACAUCAGGAUUUGGCCCUUAAAACCAGUUGAGAUGCAAAAGUUGCUAUAAUUCAUAGUAGCAGAAUUUUAGAUCACCAUCGUAACUUUUAGGUCAUGGUGGUUUAUGAGAAGGGUAGUCAUGAAAUUGAGACUAAAACUGGACAAUUAUCUAAAAUAAAAGUAAUUCAAUUACUUUUUCUAAACCUGCAUAUGUUCCUCUUGUGCAUUCACAGAAUCACUGUACACGCCAGGCCUACAUGAUCACAUACAUUGCCGAAGUGGCGAGCAACAGGCCACCUUAAGUUUUCCAGCGUGGCUGAGCACGUGGAGCCUAGCUGAGUGCUUCUGCUGCAGCUAUGCUGCAAUAGGGAGAGAUGGUUUUUUCCAUCCACCUGCUGCUCCUGCUUUGCAAAGUGAAGGGGAACAGAGAGUGGGAAUGGCUAUGGGGUGGGGGACACAGAGGCACCAGUAUGAACUAUGGUGGUGUUGGUAUCACACAGACCUCCUUGUGAGCUGUGAGGAUGGUGGGGGAGGGACAGAGAUUUUAUGAAUAUCAUGCCAAUAAAGAUUUGCUGUAAUCAUC
Messenger RNA from Chelonia mydas (Green sea turtle), 3218 nucleotides. RefSeq names its product spermatogenesis associated 6 like (gene SPATA6L). NCBI's taxonomy places the organism in Eukaryota, Metazoa, Chordata, Testudines, Cheloniidae. Gene Ontology annotation, molecular function: myosin light chain binding. The transcript is spliced from 13 exons. The coding region runs from base 32 to 1594 and encodes 520 amino acids. Gene Ontology annotation, biological process: spermatogenesis. The record is from RefSeq and is a predicted model, not a curated record.